CAGUCUUCUUCAUUUUCUCGACUUGCAUUCAAUUUGAUCUUCAGCAUGCGUGUGUUCCUACUGGUUCUCUUACUCCGUGCAGCAAAAUGCAGCUCAUUUUCCGAAGAUGUCAGCAUCGCAUCCAGCUGUUAUCAACCGACUACUUAUCAAGACAUUGACUGGAACAAGUUACGUGGACGAUGGUUCACAGUCCUUUCGGCACCAGAUCCAUUGAGAGAAUUGCCUUGCAGGAGUUGGAAAAAUAUAUCAGGAACCACUGAUGGCUUCACGUUCGAGCACAGUAUAUUUGAUACCGGUGCUUAUUCUUGGAAUCAAUCUGAGCUAUUACUGGUACUAAAAUCAGGGAAUGCAUACGUUUUGCAAACAGGAAGUGCGAAUAAGGUCGUAUCAACGCUUGACAGUCUGGGUGCGAAAAAGCACAAACAUGACAAAGACGUAUUAUGGAUCUCGGAAUUAGCUGCGGUGCGAAUUGAAAGUAAGUUCUUCACUGACUAUGAGACAUACAUAUUACAGAUGUUGUGCGUUUAUACUCCGACGGGGGCCAAGCGUGACAUUAUUAUACGGACGCCAUCCUUAAAACUGAAUUGCAAAACCGUUCUGGGAGUUCGGAACAGACUCGUCGAACUGGGAGAAGAUUGGCAAAAUGUACCCCUGGAGGUGGUGCAUGCAUGUACUGAUCUGGAAGAAGAUUAGCUAGUAAUACUAAGCCAAUAUAUU
Messenger RNA from Styela clava, 717 nucleotides. RefSeq lists its product as uncharacterized. Lineage: Eukaryota; Metazoa; Chordata; Ascidiacea; Stolidobranchia; Styelidae. The record is from RefSeq and is a predicted model, not a curated record.